AUGAUAGUCUCGCUGCUCGCUGCCGUGUUUCUCUCCUUCGUGCUUCUCUUCUUCAAACUGCCACCGGGGCCUUCUGGCAUCCCUCUAUUUGGAAACCUGCUUCAGCUGCCUGCUUUGCGACCGCACCCCAAGCUUCUCACAUGGGCCUCCGACUACGGAGAGAUUUUCCACUCAAGCUGGGCGGUCAGGAUUGCGGAUGAGCUACUGAUACGGCGCAGCAACAACUACUCCAGUCGAGCGGUGCCGCAUGUCGCUCAUGAACUUCUUCGCGAUGGGCUUGGGAUCACGUUCAUGGAGUAUGGCUCUUCGUGGAGGGCACUCCGGAAAGCCCUGCAGGGCGCGCUCGGUCCCAGCCCCGCGAAGCAGCUCCGUCAAACACAGGAAUACGAAUCACGCGUCCUCCUGUAUGACCUGCUGUGCCACGGCGACAGCAGUGUCAUGGAAGACGGCAGGUUGGAUCCCCAUGGAGAGGGCCACUGGUAUGCGCCCGUCCGGCGAUAUGCGACAAGUGUCACUCUGUUUUCGAUCUACGGCAAGCGAUCCAAUCGAUUUCGGGACAAUCCGAACCUCCACGUCAUAUACGACAUCGUUGACAAUUUCACACGGAUGUCGCAACCUGGAAACUAUCUGUGGGGCGGACGGUUCCCAUUGCUACGCAAGCUGCCGGAUUUCUUGGCGCCAUGGCGGGUCAAAGCUCGUACACUGCAUUUACGGGAAAAACGGCUGUGGGAAGGUCUCGUCGAAGACUGCAAAGCAGAUAUGCAAAACGGCGAAGAUCGGAGUGGGUUCGUCAAUUCGUACCUGAAUGCCCGUGCCAGAGCAGGUCAAGAGAACGCCCCAGGAAAAGGAUUUACAGAGGGCGAAUGGAUGCAAGACAAGUUUCUUGCUUUUGGGGCGGGUUCCGUCCUGGAGGCAGGUUCGGAUACCACUGCCAUGAGCAUAGCGACGUUCGUGCUCUACAUGUUGAAUCACCCACAAGUCCUGCGGAAGGCGCGAGACGAGAUAGAUUCUGUGGUCGGGACGGAACGUAUGCCGGAUUUUGACGAUGAAGAACGGUUGCCCUACUUCGUAGCCUGCGUCAAAGAGACCAUGAGGCACCGCCCUCUCGCUCCCCUAGGCAUGUUCAUAGGUAUCCCGCACGCAACGAUGGAAGACGACUUCUACAAAGACUACUACAUACCGAAAGGAUGUACAGUGAUCGGAAACAUAUGGGCUAUACACAGGGAUCCCGAACGCUUCUACAACCCAACGGCGUUCAUGCCAGAGAGGUUCUACGAGGAAGGCAGGCCGACGCGCUGGGGGAGCGGACCAGUCUCGCAGGAUCGCGACCACUACAGUUUCGGCUGGGGCCGCCGCUUCUGCCAGGGCAGCCACGUCGCACAGGCGUCGCUGUUCAUCACCCUCUCCCGCCUGAUAUGGGGCAUCGACUUCUCCGCCCCACUCGAUCCAAAGACGCAGCGACCGAUCGUACCAGAUAUCGCGAACGAGGAGGCUACGUGGAGCGAGGGCUUCGUGAGCAUACCGUACCCGUUCAAGGUCAGGUUCGCGGCGCGGUCGGAGAAGCACGCCGGGUUGAUUCGCAGCCAAUUCGAUGCCGUGCAGCGGUGA
This is a messenger RNA of Fomitopsis serialis, 1608 nucleotides long. RefSeq names its product cytochrome P450. The transcript is spliced from 12 exons. Lineage: Eukaryota; Fungi; Basidiomycota; Agaricomycetes; Polyporales; Fomitopsidaceae. The record is from RefSeq and is a predicted model, not a curated record. Gene Ontology annotation, molecular function: iron ion binding; heme binding; oxidoreductase activity, acting on paired donors, with incorporation or reduction of molecular oxygen. The coding region runs from base 1 to 1608 and encodes 535 amino acids.